UUCGUCACAAGCACUCUGACUGUGCAUGUUGAUCAGUAGAUUGGCAUGGUAUAAAUGUCAAGGCUUAUGUACGACUGGUGUUUGAUUGUGAACAACAGAAUUGUAUAUUUUCAUUCUAAUUUUAGAUUUUUGUAAACAGACUCAAUGGGAAUAAUAUCAAGUCUGCAUGUGGAUUCUGUACAAUGCAUUUGAGCAGGGCUGACCGCAGAAUUUUUCCCUGUUCCUCCAUGAUGGCUCUAUGGCAAGCCAUAGCCUUGCUUGUAAUUUGUGGACUUAUUGAGUGCAAUGACGGUGUGUGCAACGUAACCUGCACCACAGACUUUAUCUCCAUGCUCAACUGCUCCAAUUCUGACUCGGCAGGAGCAGCUUCGUGUCACGUAGUGGCAGAUUGCAGGGAUGAAAUUAUGUCUGCGAAUGGGAGCUGCACUAUCAAAUCGCCACAAUCCUGGUGCACAAUGGAGCCAGUGGAUAUGGACAUGAUAACGUCCUAUGAUACUAACUGCUCUAUCAUAGUAACACAAAUAACCAAACAAGGCAAUGUGGAGACCCCAACAAAGAGUCACUCUGAAAAUAUUGUUUUAUACAGAUCUGUUAAACCAAAACAACCUCUGAACCUAAACAUUACAAAAAUUGAUGGGGAUUUUAACCUCACUUGGGAUGUGGCUUAUACAGAACACUUUCUGUAUAAUAAAUUAUACUACAGAGUACGAUUACGAACCAAAAGUGACCCAGAAAAGACGGCACAAAUUUACACCCUGCAGCAGAGCAAACAAUCAAUGGUUAUCAUCGGUGAAAAACUCCUGCCAGGAAGGCAGUAUGUGGCAGAAGUUCAGGUUGCAGUGCAUCCUUCAGCUUUUACAUCCAUGUGGAGUGAAUGGAGCAGUGUUGAAUGGACAUCCGACUCUCCACAGUCAGAACAGUACUAUUUCCUGCUGUUGACACUUCCUGUUGUGAUGGUGGUGCUGCUUGUGUACAGUGGGAAAUUAGGGGGCAUCAAAAAGCUGUUCUUAUGGCAACACAUCCCAAGCCCUCAUGAGUACUUCACACCCCUCUACCAUACAUACCAAGGAGACUUUAAGAAAUGGGUCGGACCAGUCCUGACCUUCAACAGCUUUGAUGUCCUUGAGAAGAGCACCACUCUGCAGGUGCUUUGUGAGAAGCAGCAGAAUGAAAGCUCAGAGGAACCUGCUAACAGGCCCGGCGAGCGGGACUUUGGUCCGGCGGGUCAAAACUCAUCUAAACUCUACUUCCAUGGCAGCAACAGUCAAGGCCUCGCACACUCAGGCGGCCACAUAUCGAUGGACACCGUUACUGUAUCCGGUCAGGAGGGCGUCAUGGCCGACUGGUCCGAUGACAGUCACAGACAGAGCCUAGAGGACUUCCUCAACGACAAAGACGCCAAUCAGAGAGCGGCUGAGAUGGAUGACAGGCAGCCUCUUGUACCGGACGGCAGGAGGAGUUUACAGGGUUCAGACUUUGAUGACUGGCAUCUACAGGAGCACGACCUGGAGAACAUUGAGCAGGUCUCUCUGGACUCUUACGGUUCUAAUGAGCAGUCCGAUGACGGUUACCCACAAAUGGGUUUGGAUUUGGACACCAUAGACAGUGGAUUUCUGGAGUCCGACUGUUCCAGCCCCUCAGCGUUUGAUGGGAACGAGCAGAUCGAGACUUCAUCGCUGGAUGGCGUGGGACGCUCCCAUUCAAAUUAUGUCAAACAGUGGGUGGCUUUUACAUCAGUUCAAGUUGAUGCCCACAGCAAUGGAAAGUAGCUGUUCAUGGGAGUUUCUAUUGCUACAACAAACUAAAUCACAGCUGAAUAAUAGACAAUAGAAAGUGAAAGCAUCUACAAAUUGUUUGAAGACUUCACUAGUUGGACCUAACUUGCUCACAAUGUGUUUUAUUACACUGAACUGUAUUUGUGGCAUAAAUGGACUCAUUAGACAUCAGCUGUGUGAUCGUUCACAAGACAUUGCUCUACAUAAAGACUGCAGGACAGUAUGUGUGGCUGCAUCUCAGUUUGUAUACUAUCAUUCCUUUAGGUCUAUAGACUUUAGUCAAGGUAGUGCCAUAUUUAAUAUGACAGGAUUGGAAACGAGGCUGUGAGAGAAUGAAGUACAAUGCGAUCAAAGGAUAAGAGUGUUGUUUAACAAUAUACCAAUUGUUCAGCUGAUGGAAAACUAUUUUUAAUUGACAAAAAUUCUAGAAAACAGUUUCAAAAGUUGUGAAUUGUGAAAAAGACCUGACCUACAAGCUUUAUACAGUGUGUGUGACAAUGUAAAGUCUGUAAACUUGUCCUUCCCAGCCUCGUUUUAAUCUGUGUUAAAUUCAAUAUGGUGUCUAACUUGAUUAAGUUCUGUAGUCAGAGGUUUUGCUACUAAUAAUAAUUAUUUGUCACUCUAAUGGACUGGGUUGUACUUUUUCUGUCAUACUCUAUUUUUAUAUCUCAGUAAAAUAUUGUAACACUCGAUAUCUUAAUGUGACUUUGUCACAAGAACUUCAGAAUCCCAUGAAUUACUUCUCUUCAAAUCCUACUUAUGAAAUCUUACUACAUUUUAAAACCUUCUCUCCUUUUUCCUUCUCUUCUAAUCACUAUAACUACGGAAGUUAAUGUCUGACUGAAAGUAAAAGGAAGAAAGAAAAACCUAUGUAGUAAUGGUGAGACAUUUUAAGAUAAAAAAAUAUAGGCCUAAUUAUAUUUUCAGAUGUAUUACAACUGUGAGAUAAGAGGUCACAAGAAAUAAAGUCACAAUUACAAGCUAUAACAUCUGAGAUUUAAAACCAUAAAACGAUAACUGUGACUUUAUAGAUCAAAAUUGCAACAAAUAAAGUCAUAGUUGAUUUUUAAAUAAUUAAUUUUUAUUCUGAGGCAGGAUUCCAUAAUUAGUGUCCUUUAAGGUCCGUUCACACCAAGAAUGAUAACUGUAAAGUUCUAAAAAUCAUUCUAAAUUUAAGCGAAUUCACACCACAACUAUAACAAUAACAAUAUAGAGGUACAGUUCCACUUUCAGAAUGAUAUUAUCCAGCUGAUGAACAAUAAAGGCAUUGACAGCCAAUGAGAAUCCAUUCUGCUCUAACAAGCUUUUAAAGUGCAGUCGACAGAACUACACCAUGCUUCUAUAAUAAACACAACUUUAUUUUGCGUUGGUGUGGAUGCUAAUAUAGUUAGCAUUCUUGGUGUGAAUGAUGGAAAGCAUUUUGAAUUACAUUAUGCAUUUACAGUUUUGCCAAAUUAACCACACAACCUCUGCAUUUAGUGUGCAAGAGUAGAAUUAGUGCAUGCCAAAAUCAGAAUCAUCAUCUGUGCAUAUUUUUUGAUAAUAAGUUAAAGUUCAAGAUUCUAACUAAUAUUCAGAGUUUUUACACAAUGUGUAAACAUGUUUGGAACCUAAGAUAAGUAACACGUUUAGCUACAUGCUAACACACAGAAUGCACGACAGGGGUCUGUGGUGAUUUUAUGAUGUGGUGUUAUGUCAAUACUGGCAUACCAUCUUACUACUACUCAGCUGCAGCUCUGUACUUUCCCAGCAGCAGUUGAAGUACAUUUAUUCGGCAUGUAGCAAAAGUAUGGGACGUGAGGUGCGACCAGUGUUUAGGUACUGAUUAUCUAAUGAGGUAAGACUGAGAAUUAUGCAUUUCGUUUGCUUGCAGUUCUUCUGUCAUUGCACACAAUGUUGCAGUUAUCAGAGUUUGCUCUGAGCAAGAUAAGGCAUGUUUCAGACAGAUCUACAAAAUGUCAAGCACCUGAUAAUACUACGGGUAUUUCUACAUAUCAGAUCUUUUGUACAAAUCAUUAGCUCAGCAGAGAGAAUAUUUGAUCUGUUUUGGGGAUUUUUUGGUUGUUGUUGUUUUUUGUUUUUUUGUCAAGUGUUUUUUAACCUUUUUCAUUUUUCCAUUAAUCCUCAGAUUUCCAUGAAAUGAUUCAUGCACUUUAUUUUAAUGAUAUGAUAAUUUAUUACUAAGGAAGUAGACACUUUGAUGGUUGGAGGUGAUUACAGAUGUUAUUUGCAGCUAGAAUGGAGGGUUUAAAAGCAAACUUACAUUUCCUUUUUAGCCUUAUUACUGUACUAUUCAGCCAAAUGAGUAUUAACAAGCAACUUUUGCUUAUAUAAGAAACAUCAACUUGUAUAGCAACAUUUGUGGGCUGAUUUUUCAAACUGUAUAUGCAGGAGCACUUUUAAAAUGUUUUCUGCAACAGCUAAAAGUGAAAGAUGAAAAAGACUGCGACAUACAGCAGAAAGCCACAUAUAAAAGUUCACAUUUGUAACUUUUAAUCUCUUAAAUCACUGUGCUAAAUGUCAGCUGCAGUCAUUUAUAGAAUCAGUCAUACGUGGGGAAGGUCACAUCAAUAUGUUUCUGACUGGAAAUGUUACAGAUGUAUUAUUGGUAUAAUUUAGUAAAAUAAAAAAAUAACAAAGAAUUAUGUUUAGGCCUAUUCAAAAUGCAUUCAGAUCCUCCCUUUGAUAUAAUACCUGUAUGCAAACUCUUCUGUGAGCAAACUUUCUCCUUGCUACAGUUACAUUAUGUUGUAUAUACGGUUUAAAAUCUCCUAAGCGAAUGUGUUAACCUGCAAAAGUUAAUUUAUUGUGAGAGUUUAGUGUGUAAUUCCAUUCGUGUAGUUUGGUGAAGUGAGAACCUUAAGAUACCAUCUUCACUAAUGAGAGAUUUUUCGAUAAAAUUUGAGGUUAAGACCUCCUACAUAAACAGGAACUUCUCUGUAUAUAAAGCCGUCUUGAUGCCCUUCACUGCCUCAGACUUCAGCUUUCACUCUAUUAUGUAAUAUUUCUCUAAUGCUUCAGAAUAAAUUUGGUGAGUUGAUAUGAGUCUUCUUUAAAUUUUGAGCGUACAUGCUUCAUUUUUAAACAUCUUGGGUUGUUUGAAUUCUCAUUUGAAUGAACAUCUGAUUUUUUAUCAUUUAGAGUUUAAAUGAAUGGAAACUGAGGGGGUUUUAUAUUGAAGGUUUAAAAUGAAUCAUUCUUGUAUUCCUUACUUGUAAGUUGCCUCUAAUGUUUUUAAUAAAUUGUUACAUUUAUGCA
This is a messenger RNA of Cyprinus carpio (common carp), 5033 nucleotides long. RefSeq names its product interleukin-21 receptor-like. The record is from RefSeq and is a predicted model, not a curated record. Gene Ontology annotation, cellular component: external side of plasma membrane. Gene Ontology annotation, molecular function: protein binding; cytokine receptor activity. Lineage: Eukaryota; Metazoa; Chordata; Actinopteri; Cypriniformes; Cyprinidae. Gene Ontology annotation, biological process: cytokine-mediated signaling pathway; immunoglobulin mediated immune response.